AUGGCUUGGGAAGCUGUCGUAGCAGGAGACAGUCAAUUUCUGCAAAAGCUUUCGAACGAAAAUAAGGAAUUCUUCUGCAUUGGAACGCUGACCGAUAGAAGAUACUGUACCAUCUUACACCAUGCCGUGAUGAGCGAAAAUCUGGAUGUGGUCAAAUGGGUGGUCGAGCAUUGCAAGCCAAACAUGGCAGCUCAAAAUGAGGACGGUUUGACGCCAUUAAUGCUUGCCUGUGAACAAUUGGCUGCUGUUGAGUUGAUCAUCUAUCUGUAUCAGCAAGAACUGAAGGAUGAGGCGUGUAUGGAAGCGUACGACUACAUUUCGCCACUGUACUACGCCGUGUAUCAGGACCGUCUAGAUCUAGCGCAGCAGCUUAUUGCAAACGGGGUAAAGGUGGACGAUCUGUUGCUUAGAGAUCCCUCCUCGCCACUGUCGAUUGUUGCUACGGUUACGUGCAAUACGGAAAUGUUGCAAUGUCUGCUGGAUGCUGCUAACGUGCAAGAGACAUUUGCCGCCGGUAAAGAUGAUGGUGGUCCAACGAUGCUGGAUGUGUUUGCCGAGAGUGCCGUCUGUUCGGCAGAGCAGAAAGUGGCCUGUUUUAAAAUAUUGUACAACCUUGUAUAUCCGGUUCCGGCACACGUGGGCACCGAACGGAUACGCUACCAGGUCGAGGACAUACUGAAGCUAGCCCUGCUGAGCGUUCAGUCUGAGUCUUUAAUUCCGCACUUUAUCGAAACCGAACGCAAAUGGGAAAUGCGGGAAGACAUUCGCUCACUGUACGAACGGUUGAUACCGAAAUACGAGAUGCUGGCAAUGUUUGUGCUGUGUGAAUGUGGACCAGUAUCGAUGGAUAGGGUAGAAGUGCUUGGUAGCAUACUCCGAAGUCCUUCGAUUCGAGAUUUGCUGGUUUCGGGGGCAGGUGUUGAUCUGCUAGAGAUGUACAUAAGCAGUAUCCUGCCGGAUGAACAAUACUCCACCCCAGAUGCCCAACAAUUGUUGGAAGAUUUCGCAUCCUUUGCAAAGCGAAUCAAGCUGGAAUGUUUGCGAAAUGCGAUACAAACGGCUGUAUCGGAAGCUCUGGUGGCCUACCGUCUAACGAAGGAUAAACCGCUAAUGAGUACCAGGGAACAGUUCGCCGCCUAUCAGCCUAUCAUCGACUGUAUGGUAAGCAUGUGCAGCAACAAUACGGUGGAUGCCAUAGCAGAGCGCUUACUCAGCAAUGAAUCACUUCUCACCAGACCGGAUCUGGUCUUCCCUUUGCUGAAGCACUGCUGCUCGCUGCUUACCGUGCGGGACAGUAUGGAGACGAAUCAGCCGACACGAUUGUUUCAAUUUUUUAUUCAUCUGUUCGGCACUUGGAAAGCGGUCGAGUGCUUCAGUACGCCCCGGCUAUCCGUGUUUAGCCUCAAACGCUUGGCACGGGAUACGGUGCGUGAAGCCGUCUGGUAUGGGAUGGAUGCAAUGCAAACGACCCAAAGAAGUAGUCCCUUCUUUGACCGCCUGCAGUCGCUCGAUAUCCCCAACGAAAUGAAGGGCUACCUGCGGUAUAGUGAUUAUACUUCCGUGAAUUACUUCCUUUGCCAUCUGCAUGAAACUAUAGAUUAUUUGCGCGAAACCAGAAGACUUGACUAG
Anopheles maculipalpis is the source of this 1629-nucleotide messenger RNA. RefSeq lists its product as uncharacterized. The coding region runs from base 1 to 1629 and encodes 542 amino acids. The transcript has a single exon. Gene Ontology annotation, molecular function: protein binding. NCBI's taxonomy places the organism in Eukaryota, Metazoa, Arthropoda, Insecta, Diptera, Culicidae. The record is from RefSeq and is a predicted model, not a curated record.